AAUGGGUUUCCGUGUUCUCCUGUUCUUCGGGCUCCUCUCCUUUCCCUUCCCGGGCCCGGGCGUCGCUGCGCAAAAGGCCGCAGAGGUGCUGCUUGAUGAGAGCCUCUUGGAUGCAGGUAGAAACACACAUACGCACACACACGCGCGCACGGACCCACAAACAAGAAGGGGUGCACACAGGGGCUCUUUGCUGUGAUGUUUGCAGGUAGCCCUGCUCCUCCUGUGUCUUCGGAAGACGCCAGCACACCAGCUCCGGAGGGCGACCUGAGCACCCCACCGCCCGACUGCUGGGACGACUCUGGCGAGUGCAAUGUGAGUCAGCGGGAGGCAACACAAGCUCACAGAGGCAGGCGGACUCACCUCACCUCCAUCUGGCUUUUAUCCUGUAGCUUGCCGAAGUGGUGCAGUCGCCUCCCGCCAAUGACACCUUCAUCAAGACGCUUAUCGCCCACCCGGCUUCCAUCAUUGGCGUCGAGUUCAAGACAGGGCACCCCGGUCAAGACGCGCCUGCGUUCGAGACGAUGUCGUUCGGCGUCCCCUACACGCGAUUCGUUCAGGAGCUGAUGGCACUCGGUGUCAACACGCUGCGCAUACCCGCGGCCGGCAUGGACCAGCUGCAGCGUGUGAGCGUCCUUCAGAGGUUCCUGCAGGGACUGGUCGACCACGGUUUCGUAGAUUUCGGAAUCGUCCUUUCACAAAAAGGGUGGCAUCUUCACCGCCCCGCCAACCAAGAGGCCCUCUCUGACGCAUUUGCCAACGCCUACAGAGCGCUCGCUCAGAUUGGUCUUGACGACCGCAUCCUCGGGGUCAUGUUUGGUACACAAAGACACCGGGAGGGGGAGGGAGAGGUUUGUGUAAGUGACCACGUCACGUCUUGGCUUGAUCGAUCCUCAGGUGAAAACGAGCCACUCAAGGGUCUGCAGUCCGACAAGCAGCAGUGGGACAAGCGACAUAUGAGCGUCCUUAAGACGAUGGCGAUGGUCAACACCAAGACUGACGGCUUUUUCACCUCGAGAGCCGUCUACAUACUCGGGAGGGGCCACGGCUCCCAAUUCACGGGCGUCAAGGCCUCAUCCGACUUCCUGGGCUUCCACCGCCAAAUCCGCGACUACGCCGCCAAUCACGUCUACUCAUACAAGCUCUUCCAAGAGGGCAAGCCGUCCAGCCUCUCUCUCGACAGCUGGCGAGCCCACUUUCGGCGCUAUGACGGCCUGGACGAGGUCACUCAGUUGGCCGUGCCGAUAAUCUUCGUCGGCGAUGCGAGCGAUGGCCUGCGGGGUGGGUCGUUUGUUGAGGGCAAGAGUCCGUAUGGUGGCGGGGCGGGGCAGUAUGUGAUCAAGGCGCUGCGGGACGUCUUCCUUACCAACAAAUGGACGGGCUUCGCUCUCGGGCCUUUCCUCGUCGACCCGGCGGUUGAGAAGGUGGGCCGGACCACCCUGUUUGUGACCAAUGGGGGUGACGAUUGGCUGCCUCAAGAAGAGACCAUCGCCGCAUUCAUGACCUGGCGGGACAGCACCAGGUGAGGCCACCGCCACCACAGACACCCUCACAAAUGCCCCUCCCUAUGUGUGUUGCUGUGUGUGUUGUGUUUGUUGUGUUUGUUUCUGGCUGCAGGAGUGAGGGGUCGGUUCGCAAGAGCUGCGACUCGUCUUCCCUGUGGCGCUUCCUGCCUAGAAGGAGACGCGUAUUCGUCACCCACUGCGACCCAGACCGCCAGACCGCCGUGUCCAGGGCAACCGCCCCCCCCAUGCGCACAACACGAGAGGACGUGCCCAGCGGUGCGGUGGGGAGGACAUUGUGUCCUUUGGUGCUGCCUUUCACCGCUGCCGUGGGGCUGAUAUGGCUCUGGCCCUGAUGAAUGGACGGAUGGAUGGAUGGAUGAGCCACGGGGAAUGAGAUCUCAUGCAUGGAUGAGGGGGCGCGGAUGGGAACGAGCCAUGCGCGCCUUCUCUAUCUCUUUCUUCUCUGAGGGAUUUUGAUUUGAGUGUUUUUUGUAAGUAAGAUGGAUGCAAACGACAUGCAUGUGUUGUGUGUACCUGUAGGUAUCAGUAUCAUUCGAUCGUGGGUGUGCGCCCUUCGAAUGAAGGGAAGUCAGAUCGUAUGUGUUCACUUGUACGGGUGUGUGUGUGUGUGUGUGUAUGUGUUAUCUAUCUAUGGGGGUUGGUUGGAAGUCAGCUUGACGCCAGCAAGCAUUUUGGGUCAGCCAGAGGGGCGGGCCUAGGGGGCAUCCACGCCUAUACUGACGAUACUUACCCAGAAUUUUGCGUAGGAGGAAACAUACAUACAUACAUACAAAGAUCCUGUCAUGUGCCCUCUCUCUCGUGUGUAUGCUUGCAUUUAGAGAGAGACCUUGCGUGUGAAUGUAUGUUUAUCUAACCAUGUGUGUGUGUGUGUGUAUUGGUUGGCGCCAGUGGUAGCGGGUGGGUGGUGUGGCCGACAAAGGCACGCAGGUACCUGAAUGCUUCAUACCGACCGAUGUUACUAUGUGUCGACGAAUGGGACUACCCAUCGACUAGUGGGGACACUACGUCAUGUGGUGUGUGUGUGUGUGUGUGUGCAUAUGUCGUAUUUUUCUAAUGUUCAGCCAUGACAGUUGAGUGAGUGGAUUAGACAGACAGACAUUUGAUAAAUCCUCCAUCUAUCUAUCC
Messenger RNA from Vitrella brassicaformis, 2648 nucleotides. The record is from the annotation of a GenBank genome assembly. Lineage: Eukaryota; Vitrellaceae.